AUGGAGAUCAUCAUCUUCUACCUGGUCCCCAAGGUGUUGAAGAAAGACUUUAACACGAUGAUUGUCAUGUACGAGUAUAGAAUCGAGAUCGGGAAGCAGUCGGCACCCGACUUGCCCACCGACAUCGUCGAAGCCGCCACCAUUAAUGUGUCUACCAAGGACGACUUUGUGGUCUGCAGAAGUUUCCAUAAGAGCACAGGACUGAAGAAGAUGGUGAUGUCAUCAUAUGCCCCGCCCAGUCUUAUGUCUAUUGGGGCAGCGCAGCAUCGGGGCUUCCUCAAAUCCAGUACAUUGGCUCCUCUCAUGUACUACGACGUGUUGUUGUCAUUGGCGCCACCGCCGCUGCUACUUGCAACUUCUGUGUACCACAUGCUUACCAUCGGAGCCAGAUCAUCCAUGAUGGCUAGUGUGGCGCUCCCAACUUCUGUCUACAUAUUUUUACAUUAG
Triticum dicoccoides is the source of this 447-nucleotide messenger RNA. RefSeq lists its product as uncharacterized. Lineage: Eukaryota; Viridiplantae; Streptophyta; Magnoliopsida; Poales; Poaceae. The transcript has 3 exons. The record is from RefSeq and is a predicted model, not a curated record. Bases 1 to 447 code for a protein of 148 amino acids.